GGACGCACAUUCCAAGUGGCCUGAAGUGCAUAUUAUGGACAGUACCACAGCUAACAGGACCAUUCAAGUGCUGAGGGGACUUCUUAGUCGCUAUGGCACCCCCCACAUUCUUGUCAGUGACAAUGGACCUCAGUUUUGUUCAGAAGACUUCAGUGCGUUUCUGAGGUUAAAUGGAGUCAAACACAUUCGAUCUGCACCAUAUCAUCCUGCCACCAAUGGUUUGGCUGAGCGUUUUGUGCAAACGUUCACGCAUGCAUUGAAAUCCUCCAAAGGUACGGCACCAGUGCAGUGCAACGUCUGGAUUCAUUUCUGCUGACCUACCGCAACACCCCCCACGCCACGACAAAGGAAUCGCCAGCCAUGCUGUUCCUUGGACGCAGGCUGCGUUCGCGGCUGGACUGUUUGAAACCCAGUGUUGCUGGGGUAGUACACAGGUCACAGGAGGCUCAACAACUACAGCGCCAACACGCUAAGGACAGACACUUUGUUGUUGGGGAGUCAGUGUUGGUGCGCGACUAUCGGAGGGGGGGAAGAGAAGUGGUCACAAGGGGUUGUAUUGGAAAAGACAGGUCCAGUGUCAUACAAGGUAAAUGUGGGAGAACCAGGUGUAUGGAAAAGACAUGUUGAUCAGAUGUUGACACGCCCAGAGUCUGAGUUGAAGUCUCAGGACACAACAGUGCACCCAUCCAUAGGCCCAGUGUUACUGCCUCACAGUGCUAGUGAUCCACAGCCUAACACUGAGAAAACUCACUCUGAAAAGAAGGAUGUAUGGAUUGGAGUUACUGAUUCACCUAAGAGCAGUCAGAUUAGUGAACCUACGAAGGAUAGACAGACAGGGAUGACGGCACAAAUUAGACGCCAUCCUGUGAGAAUCACUAAACCAGCAGCUCGUUACCGUGAUGAGUAAAUUCACAUGGCAUAGUUCAAAUAGAGAUGCAAUGUUGAGUCAUCAGGAGUAUUGUUUCAGUAUAGUUACUAGUUGAAUGGUCAAUAUGUUCUACGUACAAGUAUAAAGAUAUAGAUAGAUAAAUUGUUUGUUGACAACAUAUCUUAGUGGGGAGGAAUGUUGUGUAUGGGAUUGAUGGACGCCAUGCUGAGACUGAACAUUAGGUGGCGUCUGUAUUGUUUGAGUGUUGUGUGUUCUAUCUGGAUAAUAAACACGUUGUUCACUGUCAGUAUCAGCUGCUGUAGUUUCACCAGGCGGUGCCAUCACGGUCUGAGAGACCACCACACACCUGUAGGCUGCUUCAAGGAAGUCUGAAAAUAGGUGGCACCAACAGGUCGGACCAGAUUUGGGCACAGUCAUGUGACUCCAAAUCAAAGCGCUGGAUAGUGUCGAUAGUGUUGAUCUGCAGAGGGAAUCCUUGCCCUCCUCCUCCUCCUCCUCCUGCCUGGAGCUCCUGAGGGAUCCUGCUACUCUUCCCUGUGGACACACCUGCAUGUUUCCAGUCUCUCGAGCUCCGAUCACCCAGGCGGUGGUGGAACACACACACACACACACACACGGUGACUCACUGCUGUGGAUCAUCGAACACAAUCUGAGGUCACAACUUUGGACCGGAACAACUGAGCUCCGACAUGGACCCGAGACUGAGGAGGGGAGCCUCGCUGACAGGUCUGAGCUGCAGCCAGCAGCACCUGGACCUGGACCUGGACCUGGGCCCAGCUGUGUGUCUCUGAAGAGUGAUGGCUCCAUGUUUAGACUGAAUGACUUCCGAGGAGGAGCGGAGUCUUCAGGUCCGAGAGAGGACCAUCAGAGCUCUGAGCUUCUCAGUGGUCAGCAACAUCCGGACUCUGCACGGCAGCGGCUGGAGGAGAAGUUCCUCAGCUAUGUGAGCAGAGUCUGGAGGCUCCUGAGUCCAGGUGAGCCAGAACCUCCAGAGACUGAGGAAGAGGAGCAGUGGAGGAGCAUCAGGGAAGAAUUCCUGAAGAUCACAGUUCACCUGCUGAGGAACAUGGAGGAGGAGGAUCUGGCCCAGCGUCUGUGGAGCAGAAGUCUUGCUGCUGACUGUGCAGGGCGACUGAAGAGGAGGCUGAAGGAGCAGUUCCACAGUGUGUCUGAGGGGGUCGCUAAAGCAGGAAACUCUGCCCCUCUGAAUCAGAUCUACACAGAGCUCUACAUCACUGAGGGGGGCACAGAGCAGGUCAACCAGGAGCACGAGGUCCGACAGAUCGAAGAAGCAACCAGGCAGCAGACCAGACCAGGAACUACCAUCAGCCCAGAAGACCUCUUUAAAGCCUCAGCUGACACAGAGCGACCAAUCAGGAGCCUGCUGACGAAGGGCGUGGCUGGCAUUGGGAAGACCCUCCUGACACAGAAGCUGACUCUGGACUGGGCUGAAGACAAAGCCCACCAGAACUUCCAGCUCAUGUUUCCUUUCACCUUCAGAGAGCUGAACCUGCUGAAAGAGAAGAAGUUGAGUUUAAUGGAACUUGUUCAUCACUUCUUUCCUGAAGCCAAAGACUCAGGACUCAGCAGCUUUGAAGGAGUCCAGGUUCUGUUCAUCUUGGACGGUCUGGACGAGUGUCGACUCCCUCUGGACUUCAACAGUCGGGUCCUGACAGCAGCUACAGAGUCCACCUCAGUAGAUGUCCUGCUGACCAACCUCAUCAGGGGGAACCUGCUUCCCUCAGCUCAGCUCUGGAUCACCACACGACCUGCAGCAGCCAAUCAGCUCCCUCCUGAGUGUGUGGACAGGGUGACAGAGGUCAGAGGGUUCACUGACCUCCAGAAGGAGGAGUACUUCAGGAAGAGGUUCAGAGAUGAGCAGCAGAGCACCAUCAUCUCUCACAUCAGGAGCUCACGAAGCCUCUACAUCAUGUGUCACAUCCCCAUCUUCUGCUGGAUCACUGCCACAGUUCUGGAGGACAUGUUGAAGAGCAGAGAGACCAGAGAGCUGCCCAAGACCCUGACUGAGAUGUACAUCCACUUCCUGGUGGUUCAGGCCAAAGUCAAGAAGCUCAAGUACCAUGGAGGAGCUGGGACAGACGAGGUUUGGACUCCUGAGAGCAGGAAGAUGAUGGAGUCUCUGGGAAAACUGGCUUUUGAGCAGCUGCAGAGAGGAAACUUGAUCUUCUAUGAAUCAGACCUCACAGAGUGUGGCAUCGACAUCACAGCUGCUGCAGUUUACUCAGGAGUCUUCACACAGAUCUUCAGAGAGGAGAGAGGACUGUACCAGGACAAGGUCUUCUGCUUCGUCCACCUGAGUCUUCAGGAGUUUCUGGCUGCUCUUCAUGUCCACCUGAAGUUCUUCAACUCUGGAGUCAAUCUGCUGGACUCACAACAAACACUUGAAACCAAACAUCCAGAACAGUUCUACCAGAGAGCAAUAAAUGAAGCUGUAGAAAGUCCAAAUGGACAUCUGGACUUGUUCCUGCGCUUCCUCCUGGGUCUUUCUCUGCAGACCAACCAGAGGCUCCUUCCAGGUUUGUUGACCCAGACAGGAAGUGGCUCCCAUCAGGACACAGCAGAGUUCAUCAGGAAGAAGAUCAGUGAGAAAGUGUCUCCAGAGAGAAUCAUCAAUCUGUUCCACUGUCUGAGUGAACUGAAGGUCACUUCUCUGGUGGAGGAGGUGAAUCAACUGCUGAGAUCAGGAGCUCUCUCCACAGCUCAGCUGUCUCCUGCUCAGUGGUCCAGCCUGGCCUUCAUCUUACUGUCCUCAGAGGAAGAUCUGGACGUGUUUGACCUGGAGAACUGCUCUGUUUUAGAGAAGGUUCUUGAGAGGCUGCUGCCGGGGCUCCAAGCCUCAAAAGACGUUCAACUGAGAGGGUGGAGCCUGUCAGAGAGAAGUGGUUCCCUUCUGUCCUCAGUCCUCAGCUCUCCGUCCUCUAGUCUGACACAACUGGACCUGAGCUACAACAAGCUGAAGGAUGCAGGAGUGGAGCUGCUGUCUGCUGGACUGAAGAGUCCACACUGUCACCUGGAGACUCUCAGACUGAGCGACUGUAGACUGUCAGAGAGAAGUGGUUCCCUUCUGUCCUCAGUCCUCAGCUCUCCGUCCUCUAGUCUGACACAACUGGACCUGAGUGGCAACAUCAACCUGAAGGAUGCAGGAGUGGAGCUGCUGUCUGCUGGACUGAAGAGUCCACACUGUCACCUGGAGACUCUCAGGUCAGAACACAUCAUCUCCUCAUUCUUUGUCCUCAUCUGUGGUGAGCAUUGGAAUGUCCAGUUGCAAGCCUCACUGGAUUCAAGCAGCUGGUCUCAGAGGAGAAACUCAGAGUCACUAUUCUUUGAGAGAAAACAAUGUUUUUGUGAACAUCCAUUCAUAUUUCUAAUGAAAUGUGACUUGUAUGUGUGAACUUUGAAUGACCCCAAUGUGUCCCACAUCCACAAUGGACACAGUCACGUCACAGUCAGUAUCAGGUGAUUCUGGAGUUGUUGUCCUACAGGAGCCAGGCACAUGCGCUACGUCACUGUUUGAAGGAGAAGGUGAAAGCCCUGGUUUUCCACUGAUGGUGGUUUCACAGCUUUAACGCUUCCAUUCAGUCCGAUGGUUUUCACUGUGAAGCCUCCACUGCAGCUCUGUCGUGUCCUGGCUUCAACAAAGCAUCAGGGUUCAGAUCAGUGUGGUGUGUUGAAGCAAGUUUUCCAACCUUUGGCAGCUCUUCAUGAUGCCUGCUCUUUCAUGUGUGCUGAAAAACACUCUUGUUUUCAGCCUCUAGUUAGUGAGUGACACUGUCACUACAUGAGAUAUGAAAGGUGAAUAAAUGUUGUCAAAUGUUACAGUUUAUCCCUGUAAAACAUCAAUGAAUAUCAACAAAAAAUAUAUUUUAUAAAUGUUUUUUUAAACAUUCAAAAUAACUGUUGUGGUUCUGUGAAAAAUACCUCCAAAAUAGGGAUGCUCCGAUCGAUCGGUCACCAAUCAUGAUCAGCCGAUUUCAACGUGAUCGGUGUUUGCUGAUCACUACCUGUCACUGUCGAUCACAUGUGACAGCCGGCGCUCUGAUGAAGCCCCGCUGGUUGAGACGUGUCCACUCCUCCCUCCUGGCUGCUCACUCAGCAGCAGCACGUCUGCUGUGGAGCUUCUGUCAUGUCAAGUUAGCAUCCGGCAGCACAUGCAGGGGACAAUGCUGCGCAGGGAAGCGCCUUCAAAUGAAGCAGGCCAUGUAAAGCUCCAGCACUUGACGUCUGUCUUCUUGAAGUGGGAUAUUAAAACGUGUCUGAAUGAAAAUUAUUUAAUGGCUCAUGUUUUCACAUCAGGUACACAGAAGGUCUCAUCAUUCCGAUGACAAAUUCAUUGUCAAUCGGUGUGUGUGGUAUUGGUGAUCGGCAGCCAAAACCCUGAGCUCAGCAUCCCUCCUUCAAAAUCAAGUGUCUUGUUUUUCUGUUGACAUGUUUAUGAUGUCAUGGUUUGGCAGCAUUUCACUGUCAUUUUUUACAGUGUAGGUUGAGGGUUUGAGGCUGGGGAAAGGGUUAUGUCAAUGAGACGACCCCACUAAGACAGCAGUGCACGUGUGUGUGUGUGUGUGUGUGUCAGGGGAGAGUGUUUUCCAAAUACAUGUAUAUUCCAACCAUACUGUGAUGAUGAUCUUCUGAAUGGAAAGAGUUCAGUGUGUCCUCACAUCAAGUCUUUCAAGUCUUGUCACAAUAGAGGAUUGAAAAAGU
This is a messenger RNA of Synchiropus splendidus (mandarinfish), 5608 nucleotides long. Its product is annotated as protein NLRC3-like. NCBI's taxonomy places the organism in Eukaryota, Metazoa, Chordata, Actinopteri, Syngnathiformes, Callionymidae. Gene Ontology annotation, molecular function: protein binding. The transcript has 8 exons. Bases 1440 to 4301 code for a protein of 953 amino acids. The record is from RefSeq and is a predicted model, not a curated record.